CCCCGUUUCCCUCCCGGGUGUGUAAGGCAGCCCCUCUGUGCUUAGACUGCGCUGGCCCAAAGGCUUAGACACUGGCUACAGAGCAGCAAGGCUUCAUUCUGGAUUUAAAUCUUGACAACAGUGACAGAGAAUUGUUAAACAAAUGUUGGACCCUCUAGGAAUUUUCUUUUGUAACUCCUGUACAACUGUCAGCAGAUCAUCUUUCUUGAAUAAAGCUGCUUAUUCAUGAAGUUUUAAUCACCAUGAAUUCAGGCUUAUGGAGUCAAGAAAAAGCUAUUUUUUAUUUGCUUCUUCAGGAAUGCAGUGUCUUAGACAAACAGACUCAAAAGCUUUUGAAAGUACCCAAGGGUAGCAUAAGCCAGUUUAUUCAAGAUCGUUCUGCUGUAGGACAUGGCAGAAAUAUCCCUUCUAAAGGAAAGAAAAUGCAGAUUGGUUUAAAGCUUCUGGAACAACCACACGCAGUCCUGUUUGUGGAUGAGAAAGAUGUUAUAGAAAUAAAUGAGAAACUAGCUGAAUUGCUCUUGGCUAUUACCAACUGUGAGGAAAGAUACAGUCUAUUUAAAAGCAAAAGCAGACUAAGUAAAGGCCUGCACAUAGAUGUUGGCUCACCUGUGAGAGUACAGCUGAGGUCGGGAGAUGAUAAAUUUCCGGGAGUUGUUCGCUUCAGGGGACCUUUGUUACAAGACAGACUAUUGUCAGGGAUAUUUUUUGGAGUAGAACUACUGGAAGAAGGUCGUGGCCAAGGCUUUACUGAUGGACAGUACCAAGGAAAACAGCUUUUCAGAUGCGAUGAGGAUUGUGGAGUUUUUGUUGCUUUGGACAAAUUAGAGUUGGUGGAAGAUGAUGACAAUGAACUGGAGAGUGACUAUGCAGCUCCAGUUGACACGAUGCAGGUAGAACUUCCACCUUUGGAGAUCAACUCCAGGGUUUCUCUGAAGAUAGGAGAAGGUAUAGAGUAUGGGACAGUUAUAUUCUGUGAUGUCUUACCAGGAAACGAAAGUUUAGGAUACGUUGUUGGAGUGGACAUGGAUAAUCCUAUUGGGAACUGGGAUGGACGAUACAAUGGAAUACAGCUCUGCAGUUUUGCAAGUGUAGAAAGUACACUUCUCUUGCAUAUCAAUGAUGUUAUCCCAGAGACUGUAUCACAGGACAGGAGACCUUCCAAACUUGCCUUUGCUUCAAGAGGUGGCGGUGAUAAAAGCUUAUUCAAUCAUAGUAAGCAAAAAAUCACAGGAUCUACCUCCGAGCCUGGAAAUAGAAACAGAUCUGAAUUUUUUUACACAUUAAAUGGCUCUUCUGUUGAUUCUCAACCACAAGCUAAAUCAAAAAACACAUGGUAUAUUGACGAAGUUGCUGAAGAUCCUGCAAAAUCUCUUACUGACUCAUCUACUGGGUUUGGUCAUUCUUCACCACCACUACAGCCACCCCCAACAAACUGUUUAUCUAGUGAAAAUAGAUUUCAUUCUUUACCCUUUAACUUAACAAAAACAUCUAAUACUAAUGGUACUAUUGGACAUAGUCCCCUCUCUCUGUCUGUUCAGUCAGUUAUUGGGGAUAUGAACACGGCUGCCACCCAGGAGAGUCCAUCAACAGUAGUGCCUGUCAGUAACUUGCAUGGUCUUGAAGCAGGUUCACUGGCCGAAGUUAAAGAGAAUCCUCCUUUCUAUGGAGUAAUCCGCUGGAUUGGUCAGCCACCAGGGGUAAAUGAAGUAUUGGCUGGAUUGGAACUGGAAGAUGAAUGUGCAGGCUGUACAGAUGGAACAUUUAAAGGAACUAGAUACUUCACUUGUGCCCCAAAGAAGGCUCUCUUUGUUAAACUCAAGAGCUGCAGGCCAGACUCUAGGUUUGCAUCCCUGCAGCCUGUUUCCAACCAGAUUGAACGCUGCAACUCUCUAGCCUUUGGAGGAUACUUAAGUGAAGUGGUAGAAGAAAACACCCCUCCAAAAACUGAAAAAGAAGGUUUAGAGACAAUGAUUGGAAAGAAGAAAGGUAUCCAGGGUCACUACAAUUCCUGUUACUUAGACUCUACCUUGUUCUGUCUGUUUUCUUUUAGCUCUGUUUUGGACACUGUUUUACUUAGACCUAAAGAAAAGAAUGAUGUAGAAUAUUAUAGUGAAACUCAAGAGCUGCUGAGGACAGAAAUUGUAAACCCUCUGAGGAUUUAUGGAUAUGUGUGCGCUACAAAAAUAAUGAAAUUGAGGAAAAUACUUGAAAAAGUUGAAGCUGCAUCUGGGUUCACUUCUGAGGAAAAAGAUCCGGAAGAAUUCUUGAAUAUUUUAUUUCAUCAUAUUUUAAGAGUAGAGCCACUAUUAAAAAUAAGAUCAGCUGGUCAAAAGGUACAAGACUGUUACUUCUAUCAAAUUUUUAUGGACAAAAAUGAGAAAGUUGGAGUCCCAACAAUUCAGCAGUUACUGGAAUGGUCUUUUAUCAACAGUAGCUUGAAAUUUGCAGAGGCACCCUCAUGUCUGAUUAUUCAGAUGCCUCGAUUUGGAAAAGACUUCAAAAUGUUCAACAAAAUUUUUCCAUCUCUGGAAUUAAAUAUAACAGACUUACUUGAAGACACUCCUAGGCAGUGCCGUAUAUGUGGAGGACUUGCAAUGUAUGAGUGCAGAGAAUGUUACGAAGAUACUGACAUUUCUGCUGGAAAAAUCAAGCAGUUUUGUAAAACCUGCAACACACAAGUUCAUCUACAUCCAAAGAGACAGAGUCAUAAAUUCAAUCCAGUGUCACUUCCUAAAGAUCUACCAGACUGGGAUUGGAGACAUGGAUGUAUCCCUUGCCAGAAGAUGGAGUUAUUUGCUGUCCUCUGCAUCGAAACAAGCCAUUAUGUAGCUUUUGUCAAAUAUGGGAAGGAUGACUCCGCUUGGCUCUUCUUUGACAGCAUGGCAGAUCGGGAUGGAGGCCAGAAUGGUUUUAACAUUCCACAAGUUAUACCAUGCCCAGAAGUUGGCGAGUACCUAAAAAUGUCUCUAGAAGAAUUACAUUCAUUGGACUCCAGAAAAAUUCAAGGAUGUGCACGAAGACUACUUUGUGAUGCUUACAUGUGCAUGUAUCAAAGCCCAACCAUGAGCUUGUACAAAUGAACAUUAUACUCUGAAAGGAGAAAAAACUGUAUGCAGAUUUCUCUACUGUUGCAUUCACUAUUCACCUUAGUCAGUUUUGAUGCAACCGUUGCCGGCAAUGGAUGCUAUGAUAGGGAAAAGCUAAGACAAAUGUUUUAAAAACUACAUGUAGAGUUCUGUUGUUGAAAUAUUUAAGCAUUUUGCACUCUAGGAAGUGUGCGUGUGUGUUUUGUUUUAUAAACAAAGUCUAAAUGAAGUUGCUAAAAACUGAAGCUUUAAGUUAAGUGCAUUGAUAUGUUGAUUUUGAAAUGAGAAGUUGAAUUGUAAUAAGAGAAAAUCCUUAGUUCAUUGAGAAUGUAAACAUACACUGUGUACUUGCUCAGUGUAUUUCUGUGGACCAAGGAUGAUGAACUUUAUUUUUUUGCUCUGUAGCUAACAGUUGCCUUCAGGAAGGAAUAUUUUUGGUUUUAAUAAGGAUGGUUUAAUUUUUUUUUUAGAGAAGUCAUUGCAAUUGACUUCUAUGGUCUUGUUAACCUUUAGCCAUCUAUUGUUAUCAUGCAUGUCUACUUUUAUAGAAUUCUAAGUCAUCACAACAACCAUAAUCUCAAACUGCUCUAUUUCUUGAGGUUUGUACUUCUCUUUUAUUUGGGCAAAUCAUACAUACUUUCACUGGAUAUGUCAGUUUUCUUCAGGGAAUGGGGCAAUAUUGUCUAAGUAUAACAGUAGAAACAUAAACUAACACAUGGAAGUGUCUUAUGUUCUGCAAAAAAUAAUAAACUAAAUCUAUACAAGUGUCUGGAUGGCAAGCUAAAUAAUGUGGCUAAUUGCCUCAGGGAGUGUUAUUAAAGUAGAAUUUGUAGUCCUUAGUAAAAUGAAGUAGACAAUUUGACUGUCCAGCAACAUAUUGAGCUGCUAUAGGUGAUCUAAAUUUUUCAGUGUUUGGGAUUAUAAACUAAUGUUUAUAUCUUAACAUCAGGAAAGAUGAAAUUACAAAUUUUAAAAAAUAGCAUUUUAAAUACUUGGUACCUGGUAUGUAUGAACAAAAAAUGAAUUACACUACUUUAAAAAAUCAUUGUAAAGUAUUAUUGAUAUUUUGUGACUUGAAGUUGAUUCUUAUUUUCAAUGGAAUUCUGUUGUAUUAAUGGCCUUUUAGAUAAUUCUGUCUAAAGUAUUUUUAAAUGUUUAGAAAUGUGUGUACAGCAAAAUUUGGAUGUUGUACAACUAGUUGUAGUUCAAACUCCAUUAUUGUGGGUUGUAGCAUAUUUUCAGAUUUUAAGAAUUGUUGUACAUGAGUAACUAACUGCCUCUUUGGGAUCCACUUCAUGUAGAAAGGAUGAAGAACAGAUGAAAAAUACAUUAUCCUUUUAAAACAAAACAAACCCAAUACCAAAAAAUGUGGCUUUCAGAAUAUUGUAAAACUUUCUAUCUGGAGUUAUUUUCUGUAGUUUUAAGUUUAUUUUUUCUGAUAGAACACCAUGUGCUGCCUUGAAAAUGUCAGGUAAAUCUUAUUUGUUCCUACCAUGUCUAUAGGCAAGAUAUUGAAAAGGAUAUCUUUUGCUCUUCAAAUGACCACCACUGUGGGGGAAAAGCUGGGAAAAAGUUUUUUAGUUAAAAAAAUGCAGAUUGAGUUGGACCACAAUAUUUUGCAAGUGUGUAUUAAACAUAUGCAAUUGUUAGUUGGAAAAAAUCUAGUGCUGAUUUUUUUUCUAUUCAAAUUUACUCUUUUUUAAGGCAAUUACAGUACUUAUUUCCCCCCCAGCAAACUGGAAUAGUGGUGGACUUGUGCAGCUGUUUUUAGCUGAAAAUACUGUUUUAAUAGCUAGAAAAAUCAAUCUCACAGUUCUAUCAAUUAUGUAUUUCCCUUGACUCCAAUGUUUGAGGGAGAAUACAAAUGCCUACUGACAAUUGUGAAUUAUAAGGACAAGUAUAAAUGGCCUCUUGCCUUCUCCCUCUCAUAUCAUUGGACUUCUUUCCAAAGAGAAUGAUUUCACAUACAAUUACAAUUGUAUAAAGAAUUGAGGGAAUGUCAGUUAUGUUGCUUUGUACAUAUUUUUAGUGAUUGUUCAAGAUCAUGUUGAUAUACAAAGUUGUGCAGUAUACAUUUGGCUAAUUAUGUAUGAAUUGUAAACCAUUUUUGGUGAUGGUAUGUGAGUAAGGGGGUUUAUAGUUCAGUCUUGAAAAGUUAAAAUAGGUGGGAGAGGUGCUUGUAGUAUUUAACUUUUGAUUAAGAUUAGAAAAAUAAAAAUAAAAUGAUAUAACUCUAUCCCGUAGAGUAAUAUGGGGAAACGUAUGUAGUCUGACAUAUUACAGUGUGGUUUUUUUUUUUUAAAGAGUAUGGAAGUUGACUAUUCUGAUUCUCUGUGUAAUACUUUCAGUAAAAAUAUAUAAAACUCUCUUCAAUGAAA
Molecule: messenger RNA, 5467 nt
Organism: Pelodiscus sinensis (Chinese soft-shelled turtle)
Lineage: Eukaryota; Metazoa; Chordata; Testudines; Trionychidae
Gene: CYLD
Product: CYLD lysine 63 deubiquitinase
Biological process (GO): protein deubiquitination
Molecular function (GO): cysteine-type deubiquitinase activity
Source: RefSeq, a predicted model, not a curated record